AUGAUUCUUAUCGAUACUACCACGCUGCUACUCCAUCACGUUCAAGAGCUGCGGCAAACUUCAUACGCAAUCCUCUCGCACACAUGGGGAGAUGAUGAAGUCAUUUACAGUGACUUCCGCGACAUAGAGAAAGCGAAGUCCAAACCGAGUUAUCAAAAGAUAGUGAAGACAUGCCAACUUGCAGCGUCGCGGGAUCUACGCUACGUCUGGAUCGACAACUGCUGCAUUGACAAAAGCAGUAGUGCGGAACUGACCGAAGCAAUCAACUCCAUGUUUCGGUAUUACAGAGAGGCUGAAGUUUGCUUUGCAUAUAUAUCUGACCUGCCGUCAAACAAUGAAGGCUCGGCCUCCGACUGGCUCAACGACGGCCAUUAUCGAUGGUUUACGCGCGGCUGGACGCUACAAGAACUGGUUGCCGCGGACAAGGUCGAAUUCUACGACUCAAGCUGGGCAUAUCGUGGAGACAAGGCUACUCUGAUCCCUCAACUCUACCAUGUCACCGGAAUCGAUGAACGAGUUCUGGCCGAUAGCAGCGUUCUGCCGGAGAUUCCGGUGGCGAGGAAGAUGUCUUGGGCAUGUGGUCGAGAAACAACGAGGACUGAAGACAUGGCAUACUGUCUUCUUGGUCUCUUCGAUGUCAGCAUGCCUAUGAUCUACGGCGAGGGUGGUGAUCGUGCUUUUGUUAGGCUGCAAGAGGAAAUAGCCAAGGAGACAAAUGACUUGUCGCUGUUCGCAUGGACCUCGAAAGAAGACCAUGACCCAGAUAGCAUCCGGGGCAUGUUCGCCAGCUCGCCGGCAGAAUUCGCCGAAUGCCGCACUGUUGUGCGACGGGCUGAUUUCGACUUGCUAGCAUCGCGCCCGGACUUCGUCAUUACCAACCGGGACGUCACGCUGGAAACCAGCUUGGGCCUGACACAUGACAAGCAACUCGUAUUCGAUCUUGAUUGCUGUGGCGAUGCGGCUCUAGGUGAGAGGCUGGGCAUCUACCUUCACCAGACGGGUUCAAGAUUUGUUCGGCAGCGUCCUAAUGAACUCUACCACACGAAAGACCCCAGCCUGUGGAAUGGAAGUGGAUCCACAGUCAGCAUACAAAAGCGCCUCAGUCCCCAAGAGAAGCAAAGGAUACGUCAAGAACUGGCAGCAAAGAUACGUCUAGAGCUGGGAGGUCGUAUCUACGUUCGGUUUUGGUCCCACGAGAUUGGCGACCACGCGGUCUUUGAUAAGGCGACAUUCCCUACAGACCAAUGGAAUCUCCACGACGAAUACUUUUUGACCAUGGGACGCGUCACAUCGACAGGAGUGGUACCAAACUUUUCGCGCUUCAUCGGUAUUCGUGCCUUUGAUAUUCGCUAUGGGUCUGGGAAGACUGGCAGACAUAUGUGCAAUUGCCUCCUCAUCUGUGGCAUGUUUGAAGACGCCCAAGGCAACGACCGUCCCUGUGCAAUUGUUUAUAACGAAGCAGAACCCGGCUUGAAGGGCAUAUUGGACGCAGUCAAGGUAAAAACGAGAGAGUCCAACGAAGCUCUACUGAGGCAUUGCCGGGAAUUGGUAAUUUCCAAGCACUCGCCAGACGGAAAGACGCUGUGCUGGAAUGAUGUUUCCGACCGCGAAGUUCAGGUCACUCAAGACCCUCAUGCCUUGAGCAUUCGACUAGAGAUGAGGUUGACGGGUGGAGCGUCCUUGUCGGAAGACGGUUGCGUUGGUCACACCCGUGGCUUCAACGGAGACCGAACUGAUAUAGAUAAUCAGGGUCCAGACAUUGCGUCUUUGCCUGCCAAAUUCUCGGGAGAGAGGCACUAUGCGGUUUCAGUUUACCUAAGCCGGAGUCGGAGAGCGUUACGGGACGUUAUUCCCCAGGCUCAAAGGUUAAAAGUCCGUGGAUUCAGAUAG
Diaporthe amygdali is the source of this 1890-nucleotide messenger RNA. RefSeq lists its product as uncharacterized. The transcript has a single exon. Lineage: Eukaryota; Fungi; Ascomycota; Sordariomycetes; Diaporthales; Diaporthaceae. The record is from RefSeq and is a predicted model, not a curated record. Bases 1 to 1890 code for a protein of 629 amino acids.